AGCCAAUCCGCGUCGAGGUGUCGUCACAUGACGCAAACAGGAAGCGCUGGCUGGAUACAUCGAUUAUUGAUCUCUAUGAGAAGACGAAAUUACUGCUGUUUCAUCGCUGUUACCAUGGCAGUAAUUAUCUUUAUCAUGUUCUUGUUUGGAAUCAUCAGCUCGCACACGAGUGUGGCAUCCAGAUCUAAAAGUGACUUUAAGAUUUCAGGGAAGGUGCUGUAUAAACUGGACCUCUCGUGGCCCAAACACCCCGAGUAUUUCACCGGUCAGGUGUUUGGAGUGGCUGUCAAUCAUCUUGCUGGUUUAGUGUAUGUGUCACAGAGAGGUGAUAAUGUUCCUAAAGUGUUAGUGUUCAGUACGGACGGAGAGUUCCUGCAAGCGUGGAAUACCAGCACACUGGAGAUGCCUCAUGGGAUUUUCCUGGCCAACGCUUCAUCCGACCCCUCAGUGUGGAUCACAGACGUCGGGAAUGGUCCGUACGGUCACACUAUAAAGCAGUAUUCCCCGUCGGGAAAGCUGCUGCAGGUUUUAGGAUCUCCAGGGAAAGCGGGAUCAUCUCUCAGUCCACUUCAGUUCGACCAGCCAGCAGAAAUAUUCAUCCACACUUCUGGAGAAAUCUAUAUAGUGGAUGGAGACGGCGGCUUGAACAACCGCCUCAUUAAACUGUCUAAAGAUCUGCAGGUGUUGUGGAUGCACGGAGAGAAAGGACAGGGACUCGCUCAGUUCUACAUCCCUCACAGUGUGGCCGUCGACAACUACCAGAGAGUGUGGGUAGCAGACAGAGGGAAUAAGCGCAUUCAGGUGUUUAAUUCAGUGACAGGUGAUUGGCUCGGAUCCUGGGGAAGCUGUUUUAAAGAAGACGCUCCGUAUUCUGUCAGAUUCACACCUGACCAGAAGUACAUGGUGGUGGCGCAGUUAAACACCAAUCAGAUCACACUGCUGGAAGCGCCACCUGUUGGCAUCAUCGGUCAGUGUCAUGUGAUCGGCAUGAUACAGUUGGCAGAAGACAUCAAGCCUCACCUGGUGGAUCUGGACCAGAGGAGCGGAGAUCUGUAUGUGGCUGAAAUUGGUGCCAGUCAGGCCCAGAAGUUUGUACCUGUAACACCUGUGAGUGUUUAAAAAUCACCUUAAGAACUAGACCGCACUGAGUCUAAUCAUUUAAAGAAGUACAGUAAGAAGAGAUUAAAAAAAAACCUGUUAAACUUGAGAUGUUUGUAACGGGUUUAGCUUGAGAAUAACUGUGUGCCGCACUUACCAGUCAAAACACUUUAUUCUACAAUCAGAGUGUAAUCAAAGUUUAAUUUGAGAUGCUUGAUUCUCACUCUGCAUAAAAGAAUCAUAGAAGGUCUUUGUUUUUCACUGCGUGUGUAUGUGUUCUCUAGAAAGUUGAUUUUAUACAUAUUGUCGCAUUGUUGAUUUUUACAUGGUUUGCAUUUUGCUGAUGGUGAUGUAAACAUGAUGUUUGAAUGAAACUGUGAUUGUUUAUACAGUAGUUAUUGUUGUUUAUCCUGUUGUUGUGCAAUGGUACAUGUAUUCAGACUUCAUGAGGUAUCUAUAUGAUCAAUUAAACUGUGUCUGUCUGUCUGUCUCGAUAGCGUUAUUCUAUUUUUACCCCGAAGACUUUUCCCAUCAGGCCCACUUGUUGAUGAAGUUGAAUAGGCCUGAUAUAAAGACAUUUUAAAGACUGAGGUUUCUUGUAUAUCUUGAAUGCGUUGAGAAGUUUACAGUGUUUGUUUGUGGUGUUGAUUGAUCAUAUGAAUGAUGCAGAACUGGUUUAAUAAUCAGUAAGUUUAUUGGCUUAUUUUAUUGUCUUUGACUGGUGAAAUCAAGUCAUUAUAGAUGAUAUGUGAAUAUAUUCCACAUAAAGUCUCAUUUGUGUUUAUAUAGCACUUUUGAAUUGCAGCAGAGUAAAACGAUCUGAAUGUGUAUUUAAAUAAAGACAUUUGUUCCAUU
Messenger RNA from Myxocyprinus asiaticus (Chinese sucker), 1953 nucleotides. RefSeq names its product NHL repeat-containing protein 3-like. Gene Ontology annotation, molecular function: translation repressor activity; ubiquitin protein ligase activity; protein binding. The transcript is spliced from 7 exons. The record is from RefSeq and is a predicted model, not a curated record. Gene Ontology annotation, biological process: proteasome-mediated ubiquitin-dependent protein catabolic process; negative regulation of translation; protein polyubiquitination. NCBI's taxonomy places the organism in Eukaryota, Metazoa, Chordata, Actinopteri, Cypriniformes, Catostomidae. Bases 28 to 1119 code for a protein of 363 amino acids.